Messenger RNA from Naumovozyma dairenensis CBS 421, 1872 nucleotides. RefSeq lists its product as uncharacterized. The transcript has a single exon. The record is from RefSeq and is a predicted model, not a curated record. Bases 1 to 1872 code for a protein of 623 amino acids. NCBI's taxonomy places the organism in Eukaryota, Fungi, Ascomycota, Saccharomycetes, Saccharomycetales, Saccharomycetaceae.
AUGUCCUCGUUUUUCUCGAGUUUUAACCCUCAAGCAUCACAAAAACUAUACGUUAAUAAUAACGCAACCAGGAUAAAAUCAAGAUCAAUCACUUCAUCAGAUGCCCCAAGCUCACUUUUCGAGAAUACCACUUCAAUAUCUACUUUCUCAAGUAACUCCACUUUAUCUUUUUCGGAAAAUAAUAUCAAAGUAAUCCAUGAAAAUGUUCAUUUAGAUGAAGAUAUCAUAUUUGAUGACAAUGCUAACGAUUUCUUAAAACAUAUAGAUCCAUACCCUGCUGAGUGCCCACUAUAUAAUGUCGCUAACCCUUCAACCAAAAUAUCUUUCCCUAUUUAUGAAUCUCUAUCACAUGGAAAUGAACCAUUACCUUCUUAUUCUCCAGCUGUUGAAGGUAUUUCUUUAGUUUCAAUGAAAUUAGAAUGGAAUUCUCCCUUCCAACCUGUAUCAUAUUCAUCACAAGCUUGGAAAAUAGUCAUCAUGGAAUUGAAUUCUACCCAAUUAAAUUUUUAUCAGAUAGAUGAAAAUGAUCCUCUACUCGACAAUAUUGUAAUAUCCAAACAAAAAUCUCAGAAAAUUUCAACAGCAACAGCAAUGAAACAAAAAAAGAAAAGUAACAACAGCAGUAGUGGGUUCCUCUCAUCAUUGAAUUCGAAAAUCCAUAACAUUAAUAACAAUAUAAUGAACAUGAAUUCCAAAUCACAACCGUUACCAAUUUCAACAGAACAGAACUUAAAAUCAAUCCAAUUAAUUAAUGCAAAUAAAUCCAAAUAUUUAAAUGAAAAGAAAAUCUUUAAAACAUAUUCUUUACAAUAUGCAAAAAUUGGAUAUCCAUCAGAUAUUCAAAAAAAUAAAAAACUAACUGACGAAGAUCAAACAUUAUUAAGAUUCCGUUGUGAAUCAAAUCAAUUCCUAUUGAAUUUCUCAACUAUAGAUGAUUUGAUUCAUUGGACUACAUCCAUCGAUAUCGGUAUUUCAAUCUCCCUCGAUUUACAAAUUAGAGAUUUCCCCACUUAUAGAAUAAUACCACGUAGAAGGAGAAGAAGAAGAAGAAGAAGAAGAAGAAGCAGAAGCAGAGGAAGAAAUACCAGUAAUAGAGGCUCACAACAAAAUAAAUCAUCAUCUUCUAACUUCGAUUCCAAUUCCAAUUCAAAUGCAAAUGGAACCUUGAAAUCAAAAUUCACUAAUUUCUUUAUUCCAUCAUUAACUUCAUCUUCAUCUUCAUCAUCGAAUGCCAAUACGAUAACUGCAAUUUCUCAAAAGAACAAGAAUGAUAAACAAAACUGCUCUCAAUUACGUAGAGAAAGUACUGUAUCAACAACAUCAUCAUCUUCUACUGAAGACCUAAAUAGUAGGGACGAUGGCGACGACGACGAUGAUGACGAGAACGCCACAAUACUUCUCGCAACAGACACUCAUACAACUAAUGAUGUCGCGAAUUCAAUAUAUCAAGAAGAAGGUAUUGAUCCAGAAGAAGAUUUCAAUUCUGACUCAGAUUUUGAAAAUGAAAAUGAAACUGAUGAUGAGGAGUCGUAUCUUGAUGAUGAAAAUGAUUACAAAUGGAUACCACCAUUAAAAGAAACAUCAAGGAAAAGAUACAUUAAAGAUUCUAUACGUUGUAUAAAGACAAUGACUGAAAAUCAUAAAUGGAUAGACAAGAUCAUCUUCACUCCAACAAAUCCACCAAGGUUUAAGACUAAUAAUCCAUCAAUUUAUGUAGGAAAUAAUGGAGUGGCAUUUAAUUCCAAAAACAUUAAUGAAAAUAUGAAAAAUCAUUAUUUGAAAGCAAAUAUUGUCGGAGUAUGGGGGUUAAUGAAAGCUGGGAAUAGAAUUAACUUGGCUUGGGAAGAUCUUUAUUCUCCAAAGGAGCUUUGA